Molecule: messenger RNA, 735 nt
Organism: Diabrotica balteata
Lineage: Eukaryota; Metazoa; Arthropoda; Insecta; Coleoptera; Chrysomelidae
Source: the annotation of a GenBank genome assembly
AUGGAACAUCAUCGAAAUACAAAUUAUCAUAAAUAUGCUGUUGAACGGGCAAGAAAUUUUGUAAGCGUUAUGGAAGGUCAAACUCGUGAUAUUACAGAGUCGUUUAAUGAAGAAAAUAAAAAAAUUGCCCGAGAAAAUAGAGAGAGGCUAUGUGCCAUAGUGGACACAAUCUUAUUUUGCGGACGGCAGGAAUUGCCUUUGAGAGGAAAUCAAGACUCUGGUGAAAUCGGUAUUAUAGAUCCUCUAUAUAAUGACGGUAAUUUUCGUGCAUUACUUCGUUUUCGUGCGCAAGCUGAUGAUGAAGUACUUAAAAAUCACCUUAUUUCUCAAAGCAAUCAUUCUCGGGCUAUGUACACAUCGUCCGUCAUUCAAAAUGAAAUUAUUGAUUUGUGUGGAAAUGCUAUUCAGGAGCAAAUAAUAAAUAGAGUCAAACAAUCAGGUUUCUUUGCUGUACUUGCCGACGAAACUCAAGACAUUUCGCGUCACCAACAACUCUCACUUUACCUUCGCACAUCUAUCGAAUCUUUUGAAAUAUCUGGACGAGACGAAUAUGUAGAGCUCCAUAAUCACUCACCCAGUAUACCAAUUGUAGAACGCAGUCAAGAUAUAAUACAAGCACAGUAUGUGGAUGUGGACGAAAGAGCUGAUCAAGCUGAGUAUGCAGAGCUUAAAAAUGUGACACUAGAUAAUAUUGAUAUAACACACAAUGGGGACUUAAACUUGGUACGGAGUUGA